AUGAUUGAACUGUCGUUGCGAUCCUUCCUCAGUGAAUUCAAUGGCUCGUAAGUUGACUUUGGGCUUGUUUUGAUGUUUAGAUAUUGAAGAAGGCCAAAAAUUAUGAUUUGAGUUUAUAUUCAAGCAAAGAAGUUGAAAAAAAUGAGCUAGAAUUAUAUUGUUUUAGAAAAUUUGUGGUGUUCUUCUUCUUGCUCAUCUUUUCCUUCCUCUGUGCGUUGAAACUGGACGAAACCUUGGAUGUGAGCUGGAUAAUAAUCUUUGGACCAAUAUGGUUUGGAGAAUUUGUGGUUUUGAUGGGGUUUUUCGUCGGAGUCGUCGCGUUUUGUUCACAACCACCAUCUAGGUAUGUUAUUCUUCAUAUUUUUUUCAAUUUUUAGAUUACUCGUCGAUCUCUAACUGAUAAAAUCUAUUAGACUAGAGGUAAAAUAACCUUUUUCUUUUAGAUACGACAAUGCCAGCCGAGUAGACUUUGUUUGUAUGUGUUUAACCACUCUGGAACAUCUAUUUCUGAUAGCAUUCGAAGUGUUAUGUGUAUACAAACUAGAGUUCGCGCAGGACGACAAGGAGUUCACCUGGAGUUUAGUAUGUCUACCAUUGUUUAUUGAGAGUAUUGUGGCUAUGAUAACGGCCGUGUGGUCAGUUAGAAACGACAAAACCUUCGAAUUUGAGAUGUUCUUCGCCAUUAACGUAGUUCAAUUUGUUUUCAUCGCUUUUAAACUUGACGACACGUUGAGAUGGAACUGGGUGGUGGUGUUUGUACCUACUUGGGUGUUAUUCUCUCUCGGAGUCAUUGGAACGUUGUAUUCUCUAUUGCUUUCGGUGUUUUUGACCCGAUCUCUUCAUGCUCUACAACAACAUCGAAGAGCUCAAGUAAGAACGGUUUAAAUUUAUUGUGUUUGGGUAUUAUACUAGCUGUGGAAUCAAAACUCAAUAAGGUUUUUACUUUUGGCUUUGAAAAUAUCAAGUUUAAGCCAAUAACUUUUGUAGGUAUACGUCUCAGCUUGCCAUUUGAUCCUCGCAGUGCCUUUGAUCACCUUCUUUGUGUUAUUAACAGCACGAUUAGAUGCUUUUAAGGGGAUGACAGCUCUUCCACCAUUACCUGCCCAAGUAAUUACAACUCCACCUCCAAUUUUGCAAAACAUACCUACAGUACCAGGUAUACCAACAGUGUUAUCAGUACCAUCUGGGCAGCUAGCUAGUGGUACUCAGUUUGGUACCGGUGCUUUUGGUAGUACUGGGGCUGUUAGUGGUUCUAAUAGACUUGGUAUUGAUGGUCUUGAUACUAACCGACUGGAUGGUACAAACAUGAAAAGCUCUGGACAAAUUGGUACUAAUGGUGUACUUGGGUCUAAUUUGGGAAAUAGUGGAGAGAAAAUUGGAAAUUAUGGUACAACAGGCAAUAGUGGUACUCUUGGUUCAGGCUCGGCGAAGAAUUCGGAAACAAUUGGUACUGAUGGUCACCUACAUAGUACAGGCAGCAUGUCAGGCCAAAUGAAGUCGAUGAAUGGCCAUAUCAACUCAAUGAACGACCCUCUCAACACUAUGAAUGGCCAAAUCUCAAGCUCAAGGUCCCAUAGCACUAAUAUGAUCGUUAGCCCGGGCCAUCUAGCAUCAAUGCCCAGCACGCUAGCUAUUCAGGCAGAACAACUCAGCUUCUUGGUCCUGUCAGUACCACUUUACAGUGCACUAUUCUUACUAAUUUUGAUGACUUUUGGCUCACCCUCAGGCAAUUCGUGGUGGUUUGGCAUGAGAACACCCUUCUGUAACUUUAUAUUCGAUGCCUUCCCCUUCCUAAGACAAUAUGCCAAUAUAUCGUAUCGGAUUGGAGUGUCAGAUCAACAGGUACAAAGGCCGAAUGAAGAGAAUAGCAUCGGGUAUAGUGGACCACCAAGAACGUUGAGCACGAUCAGAAUGACUACUCAUCUGUGGAGCAUUGAAACGCCGGAUUAG
Bursaphelenchus okinawaensis is the source of this 1950-nucleotide messenger RNA. The record is from the annotation of a GenBank genome assembly. Lineage: Eukaryota; Metazoa; Nematoda; Chromadorea; Rhabditida; Aphelenchoididae.